This is a messenger RNA of Blumeria graminis f. sp. triticale, 2829 nucleotides long. The record is from the annotation of a GenBank genome assembly. Lineage: Eukaryota; Fungi; Ascomycota; Leotiomycetes; Helotiales; Erysiphaceae.
AUGUUGAUUCCAGGCUAUCGCACCAUGAGCUGUGACUCUAAUUCGACCGAGCCUAUUGAUGAGAGGAUAUACGAGACAACGGAUAGUUCUAUCGACAACUUUUCAAGGCCAUCAAAUACAACACCAGAACUUGCUCAUCACUUGGAAAACCACUGUUCCAUUCUCGCUUUGGCUGUUGGAGAUCAUCAUGUCUAUGCAGGUACCCAAGACGGAGAGAUCGUAGUUUGGUCUCUAGCAUCCUACGAGAUUGUAAAACGGAUAAAAGCACACACACGAUCUGUCCUAUGUCUAUUCCUCUCCGAAGAUGGAAAGCUUCUCUUUUCUAGUGCCGGAGACGCCAUAGUGAACGCUUGGUGUCCUACGUCUCUCAAACGACUGCAUCAUAUCUACAGCACCUAUGAUGUUGGUGACAUCUUCAGUGUCUCACAUUCAGCUCAGUUUGAAAUGGUAUAUUUGGGCUCUCAGAAUACGAGUAUUCAAUGGUGUAGUCUGAAAGAUUUCGACUCAAGGAUUCCUCCCAAUCCCGAUAAUCAUCCCGACAGGCGUAACCAUAGAUUUUUUGAUUCUGUUGCUGGUGGUGGUUCAUCAACACCCCGCUCGCCAAGCACUAAAUGUUUAGCAGAAAACAACACAUUACUUGAGAUUAAUAAAUCACACAUGGUACAAUAUGCCCAUUUUGGCUACGUCUACUGCAUGCUAAUGGCCCGGGGCGUCUCGCAACUUGUUGAAACCAACGAAGACAUUUUAAUAUCUGGUGGAGGCGAUGGCACUAUUAAACUUUGGCAGCUCAGCCAUGACCAAGACAAAGGGAUCAAAGAAAUUGGUUGUCUCGGUGAAGACGACGCCGAAUCGGUUCUAUCUAUGGCUUUAAAUGGGUCCUUCCUAUACAGUAGUAAGCUCAAAGGUAUCAUUGAACUCUGGGACUUAGACACGAAACAAAAAGUACGCGUGAUAAAAGCACAUGGCGGCGAUAUAACAACGCUACAAAUGGGAUGGGGAUUCUUAUUUAGUGCUGGGUCUAACGGAUAUGCAAGACAAUAUACCACUAUUCAAUUAAAUCAACGAGAUGAAUCCAUACUAAGUCCCUAUUACCAAUGCGUUAGCCAGUGGCAGGCGCACAAUGGUAGAAUAAUGGCAUCCGCCAUGACCAUUUAUCAGGGCCAGAAAAUAUACAUAACUGGUGCUAGUGACAAUUCUAUUUCUUUUUGGAACAUAUCUGGCUGCGAUCCAACUGAAAAACAGUUGGAAGCCUCAACUGAGAAUCAACUGAUAAAGUCUCUUCAGGAAUUUGUAUCUUUUAAGACAAUAUCUUCAAGGGCCAUUCACGCUGAAGAUUGUAGGCGUGGCGCUACUUUCCUGCGAAAGCUUUUUGAGAAACAUGGUGCACAAACACACAUGCUCAAUAACCAAAAUAAAUGGAACCCUUUGAUAUACGCCAAGUUUAAGGGAAACCCAAGUACUUCUGCAAACCGUAAGAGGAUCUUGUUUUAUGGCCAUUACGAUGUCGUUCCGGCUGAUGAAAAGCAUCAAAACUGGAUGAUCAAUCCAUUUGAGAUGAAAGGUAUAAAUGGCUACUUAUACGGACGCGGAGUCUCUGAUAAUAAGGGACCGAUCAUGGCUGCGAUUUAUGGCGUACUAGACCUAGUACAGGAAAAGAAACUUGAGUCAGACAUCACCUUUCUCAUUGAGGGAGAAGAAGAAUCUGGAUCUCGAGGAUUUGAGUUUGCAGUACGAAAAAAUAAGGAAUUAAUAGGACACAUCGACUAUGUCCUCCUUGCUAACAGCUACUGGAUCAAUGAUGAAGUUCCAUGUUUGACUUAUGGUUUACGCGGGGUUAUUCAUGCGACUAUUACCGUUCAAAGUAAGAAUCCGGAUGUCCACAGUGGUGUAGACGGCAGUCAUAUGCUGGACGAGUCUCUAUUUGACCUUACGUCAAUUCUCGCAAAGCUAAAAGGGCCAAAAAAUCGAAUUCUGAUCCCUGGAUUCUACGACAGUAUAUUGCCACUUACGGCUGCUGAAGAGCGGUUAUAUGACGACAUUACGGAGACUCUGGUCCAGCUCAAUCCUGAAAUCGGAUCUCGCGAUGCUCUCAAAGCUUCAUUGAUGGCUAGGUGGCGAGAGCCCAACCUAACCAUCCAUCGAUAUUACGUUUCUGGACCAGAAGGAUCAUUAAUAUCAUCUCAAGCCAACGCAUCUAUUUCUCUUCGUCUUGUCCCGAACCAAGAAGUAGAAGAUAUUAUUAAAUCCCUCACAUCAUUUCUCUCUGAUACCUUUGCUCAGCUUCACUCUCAAAAUGAACUCGCAGUAAAUAUUGAUAAUUAUGCAGAUGCAUGGCUUGGUGACCCCAAAAAUACAAUAUUUCAAACAUUAGAGUCUGCAAUCUUGGAUGUUUGGAGUCACGGGGAAGAGAGGAAUGGCGUAAAGAUUCCUGAACCAAGUCCAGGGUUUCCCAUGACCUCUGGAAGCCAAGAAAAGUGUUCAGCUAUCAAUCUUGAACAAGUCAAUUCUCAAAUAUCAUCCAGUGUUGGCCCCAACUCUGAGAUUCCUACAUUACCAGAGAAAAUAACACUUCACGAGCCAAGAUUUAAGCUACCUAAUGAUGUCGAGAAGCUAAACAAGAAGUGUCACAAGCUAUUGUAUAUACGGGAAGGAGGUUCCAUCCCCUGUACACGAUUUUUGGAGAAAGAAUUUAAUGCACCUGCAGCUCAUCUACCCUGCGGUCAGGCUAGCGACUCGGCUCAUCUAAAUAACGAACGUUUACGGAUCAGUAAUCUUUACAAAAGUCGGGAGAUUUUUAAACGAGUGUUCUGGGAGUUGCCACGUAAAUAG